Cuscuta epithymum is the source of this 778-nucleotide messenger RNA. NCBI's taxonomy places the organism in Eukaryota, Viridiplantae, Streptophyta, Magnoliopsida, Solanales, Convolvulaceae. The record is from the annotation of a GenBank genome assembly.
CCAAGUUAAAGAAGUUUUGCAUAUAUAUGGCCGUUAAUUACUGUAUUAACUUUACAAGCUAGCUAGCCCCAUUUUGUGAAGAUGGUUAGAUGAUCCUUCACUUACUAGCCUGCUGCUACGACAAGUUCGAGAUGGGUUAUGGAGCUGAUCAUUAGGAGAUUUGUGCUAGCUAGGAGUGAAAAUCAUGAAACCAUUUCAGUUUGAUCUUAAAGUUCUUGAUGAUAAGGCAUCUCAAAUGAGCAAUUCUGUCACAAUAUCAUCUAACAAAUCCAUCCAUGGCAUACUCUCUCAACUCCUGCCAAACCCCACAACAUCCCAUCAUGACCAGCCAAGUUCAGAGCCAAUUUCACUUGAUCUAUCUCUGAGCUUCAACUCUACACCCAACCCUUAUGAAGGAAAAGUUGCAAACACCCAAACAGAAGGGUCAGCCCAUUCAAGACCUUAUAGGUGCAAUUUCUGCCACCGCAAAUUCUACAGCUCACAGGCUCUUGGGGGUCACCAGAAUGCCCAUAAGAGGGAACGGUUUAUCGCCAAACGAGCAACCCGAAGGGUUCUGUUCUCCGGCGCUUCUCUUGCUAGACGGUCGAAUAACAAUAGCUGGAGUCGUUUUGUUUUUGCUGGAUAUGCAGACAACAAUGGUGAUAUAAGGACUGCAUUUCCGAGGAAGGUUGAUCAGCCUCCACUUGAUCUUACAUUGAGGCUUUGAUCGAUAUAAGAAGACCUUUGUUACGUGGCUUAUUAGUUGGUUAGUCAUCUGCAGGUUAUUAGUAUAUUCUUG